AUGGAGUGUCCUAAUUGCCGAGGGGUUGAAGACAGCCCGUGGCGGUUUGCUAUGGGAAAUGAGGAUAUUGAAUAUGAGGAUGAUGAUGAUGGGUACGAGGUUAACCAGAAUAAUAAUCAGCCUCAGCAGCAGCCACAGCCACACCCUCAUCAGCAGCAGCUACAUCCGCAUCCAGGGAUUAAUUGUCAUUGCUGGAAUAACUUCUUGGUGGAUUUCAGCCAAGUACGGCCACUUCACGUCAACCAAGGAAGGUUGGGUGGCAACAACAAUGUUGGUGGUUAUAACACAUAUCCUAACGCCAACCAACCUCCACAAGUUGGGUUUGCACCAAUUGUAAUAGGAUCGAGUACUCGGUCUUCGCUAGUAAUGGUGAGAACGGAGGUGGUGGCGCUAUUACCGGCACAACCAAUGCCGGUGGCAAUGCCUCCAACAUGGGUUGCGCCAGCUACACCAACAAUACAUGUUGGAAACCAUCCUAAUCAUAGAAAUUUCGCGAAUAAUCAAACUUAUCAAAGUGUUGAUGGAGCUAACCCUAGAUCUUUUGCAACCCACAGUUUAAUAAACAUGACAAUUCUUCUUUUUCUUGAUUCAAAUAGUGCUGCUCAUGAAGAGUCUAGUCUUGGGCAAGGAGGAAAUUUUCGUGGGGAGCAGCCAUUGGAAGAUGUUGUUCUAUUCGGCCAAAAUAUCACGAGGACACCACAAAGUGUGGAAAAUUCUUCAACCAGGACACAAGUCAGGCUAUUUGGACAUGAUUUAAACUCAUAA
This is a messenger RNA of Oldenlandia corymbosa var. corymbosa, 765 nucleotides long. NCBI's taxonomy places the organism in Eukaryota, Viridiplantae, Streptophyta, Magnoliopsida, Gentianales, Rubiaceae. The record is from the annotation of a GenBank genome assembly.